GCUUAAGAUAAAUGUCAUAAUUAUUCCAACAACUCCGCUGGCAAUCACUUUCCGAUCAUCUGAUUUAUUUCGCUUAAUUCGCCCGAUUCAUGCUGCAUAGGACGUAAAUUGUGUGUGUGUAUACAACCAUGUAUUUGAUUCGUAAUCCGUAGAUGCGAUUAUCUAAUCAAACAGGUGGUCAUUUCCAAAAUGGCCGCCGACCUACAUUCUACGUCACGCUACGCUCUCUCUGUAGCGCGCCCGUCCCACGUUGCAGCCAAUGGCUGGAGCUGAAGUUGACUUUGGUAGGUGAAAGAGCAAAUUGUCACCGGCACUGGAGGAGACACACACGUGACCCGAAGUUGUGCGAUUUUUUUUGUACUUGGCAUCGGAGCGAUUGUUGGAAUGUGAAUUGUGCUCUAACAGUCGCGGGAAAGGAUCAGAUUCCGAGGGAGCAGAGAAACGAGUGGAUCUUAGGGCAGUUCAGGUGUGUUGAACAUUAUCAGAUGAAACACGUGGAGCUGCUGCUGAUUUAUUGAUCCAAAAUGUGGAGCUGCUGAUGUAUGUGCCUAGAUUCAGCAAAGCCUGAAUAUGGAAGAUCAGAAGCCUAAUAGACCAGUUAUGUUUAUACAGAGGUUUGUGUGGACAGAUUUAACAUUAUCCAAUGCUACAGAAGCUUAUUCAUUUCAUUAGGAUGGUUCUACAACAAAUCACAAAUAAUAUGGAAUCGGCACUUUGGUCAGGAAAACCCUAUGGCUCCUCCCGCAGUAUUGUACGGAAAAUUGGUUCAAACCUUUCUCUCAUUCAGUCGCCACGAGUUCAUUUCCAGCUUAUUCCCUACCCGGUGGAAAUAAAUGCUCAGAGUGGAAACACUAUAGUGUCAUUUGCGGAUGUUGGCUGGGUUGCAAAGGAUGAAGGGGAAGCAUUCGCUAGGCUGCGUUCAGAAAUCCGUCCCAACCAGAACACACUUGUCUCACCUGAGCCUGUCUCUAUGGAGCAGCCGCUCAUCAGACAGACUUCUUUACCUGUGCUGGAGGAGGAGGAGGCUAAAGCUCAAAAUGUGGCCAAUGAAGAGGCAAUGCAAAAGAUCAGUGUCCUCGAGAGUGAACUUGCCAGUUUGAGAGCCCAGAUAGCAAAGAUUGUAACCUUCCAAGAACAGCAAAACUUAACAGGUUCCUUUACAAGUACAGACAGCGGCAGCCUUUCCAUUUCUCCUCUAUCUGCUCCUCCACUCCCACCACCACCACCUCCUCCACCCCCUCCUCCAGGGCUCCAGAAAAGUGUCUCAACCAUUGACCUUAUUAAGGAGCGAAAGGGUAAAAAGUCGAUCACAGACACGUCUCUCACAGACAGCGCAUCAAAGAAGCCUGAAAUGCCCAGUAUGUUGGAUGUCCUCAAAGACAUGAACAGGGUGAAACUGCGUUCUGUGAAAAGGAGUCCAGAAGAAGAAAAACACAAGCCAAGUGACCCAGCUGACCCAGCUACACUAAUCGCAGAAGCAUUAAAAAAGAAGUUUGCUUACAGAUACCGAAAUGACAGUGAAUCUGAGAGGAGCGUCCCCAAAGCAGAACACCAGCAUGCCUCUCCGAUGCCUCUGUUUGGACCUCAUAUGCUGAAAUCUACAGGGAAGAUGAAGACCCUCGUUGAAGCAUCACAUUCUUGAGAGAGAAAAAGAGAUGUUUUUUUAUCUUCUAUAAAAUGUUCGUCCAGCAAAAC
Molecule: messenger RNA, 1695 nt
Organism: Xenopus laevis (African clawed frog)
Lineage: Eukaryota; Metazoa; Chordata; Amphibia; Anura; Pipidae
Gene: mtfr1.S
Product: mitochondrial fission regulator 1 S homeolog
Exons: 9
Coding region: 644-1642 (332 amino acids)
Biological process (GO): aerobic respiration; mitochondrial fission
Cellular component (GO): mitochondrion
Source: RefSeq, a predicted model, not a curated record